This is a messenger RNA of Macrosteles quadrilineatus (aster leafhopper), 7044 nucleotides long. RefSeq names its product protein FAN-like. Bases 350 to 3031 code for a protein of 893 amino acids. Gene Ontology annotation, molecular function: protein binding. Lineage: Eukaryota; Metazoa; Arthropoda; Insecta; Hemiptera; Cicadellidae. The record is from RefSeq and is a predicted model, not a curated record. The transcript is spliced from 18 exons.
GUAAUUUUAUCAUUACACCUUUUAUUUUGUGGUUAUUUGUAUCAAAUUUAAUUAAACUAAAACUACAAACUAGGACUCGUAACUGGGCGGUCGGCACAACACUUGACCGGUGUCGGUCAGAAAUCACAACAUCGAUGAUAGGCUUAUUGUAGGCCCUACCCACAGUUUUUUCAUUAGGCCGCCUACUUGUAGGGUAGGCCUAAGCUUAGUUUAUACUACUGUUGAUAACACAAUUUGGGCCUUAGGACAAGUUGUUGCUUUUGGCAUGUUUAUGACAACAACGUAAAUCGACAACUGCCUAAUAAUAUUUACCCAGGCCUUACUGAAUAGUCCUAAGGAGUUGUAGCUCAUGAUGGAUAAGAGCAGGUUUUCACUUCUUCUUCUUGAUCCAAACGAAAUAUUUUUUGAAGAUUUGAGUGUAUAUUUUUACCAGUUUGAUCAAUAUAAUAGCACAGGAGAAAACUCUGGAAGGGAAAAUCUUGGCAGACUCAGAAUAUGCUCAAAAUCAUUGGUGUUUGAACCCAAAGAUGUUGUAAAGCCUUUAAUAAAAAUGAGAUUUGAAAAUUGUAUGUCAAUUGAAGAGUUGAAAGUGUCGGAAAAAGAAAGACUGACAUCCUCCCAUGUUAACAGUGGCAUAUGUGUGGAUUGCAAUCGCCACGUUGAAAUGUUGGAGGGUAACGUAAUAGCGCCCUACACUUUCAGAGACGUUAGGAAGAAAUUUAUUUUUAUUUUGAACUACGGCCACACAGAACAGUUCUUACGGCGAAUAGGCCAACUUCAUAGAGCGGCCAGCUUGCCUGCCUCGGAGCAGAACAACAUGUUGCAAGCUAUAGAGACAGCCAUGCAGGCAAGCAAGACGUUUGACCGGCUGUGGCUGCAGGACUUGUACGAACAAGUAGUGUUGGAGACAACAGCCAAUAAGAUCACUCCAUUGGUGGUGAAUCCUGGGAUGGUGCUUCUGUCGUCCGCGACGCUCUACUUCCAAUCUUACAACAACAUAGAACCGAAUAAUUUAUUGAAAAUAAACCUUCCAGAUAUACGGAGUGUUACAAAGAGAAGAUUUAUGCUUCAACAUGUGGGCUGCGAGGUAGAAUACCACACUCACAACGGGUUGCAAAACCUGUUCCUAAGCUUCAAGAAGCGAAGUGACCGAGAACAGUUUUACAGUUGUCUUCUCUCUCAGCCGAGCUUGAAACUGGCCGACCUGGACAGGGAAAGGAUGACUUUAUGUUGGCAAAACGGACUUCUAUCAAAUUAUGACUAUCUGCUCUACCUUAACAGUGAGGCAGACAGAACCUUCAAUGACCUGACCCAAUAUCCGGUGUUUCCCUGGGUGCUACAAGACUACACCUCUACCACAAUCAACCUGCUCAGUUUUCAUUCGUAUCGUGAUCUCUCCAAGCCUGUCGGUGCUCUCAACCCCAUUAAACUGCAAAGACUAAAGGAACGUUACGAGGAAAUGCCAGAAAACAAGUUCCUAUACGGAUCUCACUACUCGGCUCCUGGGUUUGUGUUGUUUUAUCUCACAAGGCUUUACCCUCACUACAUGUUGUGUCUGAACAACGGAACAUUCGACAAAGCUGACAGGAUGUUCAACAGUGUGGCAGACGUGUGGAGGAAUAUUUUGAAUAACAUGUCUGACUUCAAAGAAUUGGUUCCUGAAUUUUACGACCCAACCAACAACGGAGAUUUUCUUUGUAACAAGUUCGGGAUCAAUUUUGGCUACAGGUCUGACAAUACAAAGGUCGGCGACGUUGAACUUCCGCCGUGGGCUGAAGGGCCUAAAGACUUUGUUACGAAGAUGAGGGAAGCAUUAGAGUCUGAUUACGUCUCUAGGAAUCUUCACAACUGGAUUGAUCUAAUCUUCGGCUACAAGCAGACAGGAGACGAAGCAGCCAAGGCUGAUAACUUGUUCUGUGAUGUGUGCUAUGAAGGGGUCGUUGACCUCUGUGCUAUAUCUGACUACAACAAGAGACAUGCGCUGGAAGUUCAGAUCAUGGAGUUUGGCCAGAUACCGAAGCAGAUAUUUUUUCAACCGCACCCAAAAAGGACUACUUUCUGGGUGGAUCGACCCGUUACCAGUGUCAGUUGUGCUGAUCUGGUGAGGCGUCUGGUCCCAUCUUUGACCCUGGUAUCUCACAAGGACGCAGUAACUGCUGUGACCUUGACUCCUGAUAAGAAGCAGGCUGUGUCUGUCGGCCGAGACGGACUUUUGAAGAUCCACUCAGUCGAGGGUGGCAGACAGGAGCGCAGUGCGGCUUUAGCUGCGACACCUCUCUCAUCGUUGGUAGCCUUCCUGCCUACCUCCGUUAUUGUGGGAUCGUGGGACAGCAAUAUUAUCAUGUACGAUGUGGCGUGUGGCCGCGUGAUAGACACAAUGCUGGGUCAUGAGGAUGCGGUCACAUGUGUGUGUUGGGCUGCCGAGCGUCGUCUGCUGGUCACAGGCUCGUGGGACGGCUGGGUGCGGCUGUGGCAGACCGAGACCUUUCCUCCGUCAGAGCCAAUCAGACCAGCGUCCGACCUCGUCAGUCAGUUGGAUCACGACGGACGUGUCACUUGUCUAUGUGUCAACAGAACAAAUACACAGUUGGCUUCUGGCACUGAAGAUGGUGAAAUAUUCUUGUGGUCUUUGAUCACAUUCAUUGUAACACAGAAAAUAACAGAACACACAAACACUGUGAAUUGUAUCAAGUUUAGUCCUGAUGGCAAGAAGCUAGUGUCUUGUGGAGAUGACCAAACAUUUAGACUAUUUGACUUGACAUGUGGAGGAAUGCAAACAUUCUACAAAGAACUGGACGACCAACUCAAGUGUUUGGACUGGGAUGGUACAAUGUUGCUGCUUGGGAACAGCAAAGGUUGUGUUUACACCUGGGACUUGAUAUCCGUCACUCUAACACGUCAAGUCAAGGCUCAUGAAGGUGCUGUUCUAUGUUUGGCGCUAGCUGAAGAUGGAUCAAUUCUCCUCUCCGGGGGAGAAGAUAAAAAAAUUCUCAUUUGGAAACCAAAUGACGAUUCUGAUUCCACAAUCUGAACGUACACUUUAUAAGUAUUAUUGUUAAAAAGUUUAACAUUGUUAUUGGUCGUGAGGGAUCAAUUUUGUCAACACCACCUAUAAGUUAGUCCUUUUGGGCACAGUACCAAAAACUGGCUGAAACUUUAAUCAUAAAUUCAUUAAUUUGUAGAAAACAAAUGUACAUUGUGACAUGUAUGUAGGUGCAAUGUAAGAAGUGUUUUGUCCAUAGAGAUUCUGACUGAAACAUUUUUUAGAGUCUUUCAUGUCAUUUUACAAGUACCAUUUACAAUAAUAAUUUUAUGGACAAAUGUUCUAAACCUAUCUUAAGGCUGCAAGAUUCAUACAAUUUCUGUUUGGAUUCCACAACAACAGCAAUAUUGUUACACCGAGUGACAAAAACGUCUCCAGCCCCAAAAAAAUAUUUUGCUAAGAAAGUUACUGAGCAAUUAGCAUUUAACCCAUUAUUUGGUUAUACACUAUCUCCCUAGAGAGAUGACCCUGCUAGGAGGUAGAAAAAAAUCUUAAAUGUAAGCUUAGGUUGAUUUGCACUAAAAAUUAAAGGUUGUUAUAAGUGAGUUUAAUACUGCAAACUUGGACUCAAACGGACAACCUAGCCUAAAAUGGCAGCCGUUUAGAAUUUUUUGGAUAUGCAAUUGGUUACAAAACCACGUUGUUACUUGUAUGGGCAACAUUUUUAAAAAUUCAAGAAAUCCUAUAACCCCCUUAGGAGGAAUAAUGUGUUAAAUGGAUUUUUAUGCCCAGUAACUUUGUUCCAAGUUUGGUAGCUCUGACUUUAGUGACUUUAUUACUUUUCUAAAUAUUUAUACACCCCAAAACUUUUUUGCCACCCUAAAUAGUCCUGACUCAGCAAAUGAGACUGAUUAUUAGGAAAUUUCUGUUGAACUAUAUAGUACUGAUCAUCCUUUUGUCAAUUUCAACUGCCAAUAUAAGCAUAGCAAUAAGCGAGCAUAAACAAUUUCUUAAUCGGGACUGUCAAAAAAAAGAAGAUUUACCAAACAAACAUAUAAAAAAAACUAUUUGAAUAAUUUGCUUUGCAAUAUAUCAUCUCCUCAAAGAAAAAUCAAUUCACUUACUAACACCCUGUGCACAUGAGGACGUUAGACGCACACAUUGGCAAAAUGUGAAACCAUACACAAGACAGCGCUAGACACGGCGUUAGUUGAACCAACCAAUCCAUUACUUCAGUGCGACUAUGAAGCUAGAAGAGUUAACAUGUCUUUGGUUGUUAUAGAUUAACCAUGGUUUCAUUGGUUCUUUCCUUUGGUUCAAAGCUGUCCUUUUUUUCCUUAGUACUGUUUUCUUCUGAAAAUAUGACCACAAUCUACUGCCAAGCAGUCUUAUAAAGAACGAUUUUUUUUAGAAUCUGGACACUCCAAUCAUGGUCGAGAUACUUUUUGACUUUACCAAUAAACAAUUCUGUGUCAAUUGCUUCCAAGUGUAUUGUAUACCCAAUUCACACACAGAUCGCAAAACGGAAAGAUGAAUUCACGUAAGAACUGGCCAAAAACGCGAGCUCGACUGAUUAGUGAUCUCAUGUGUACAGCCAGUCUAGUAACUCGAGGCACACUGCAAACGUAACGGUUGAAGUGAAAACUACAAGCGUAUUGGUUCAAAGCGCACAUUUGCAUGUGAACGAUCCCAUUUGUUCCUAGGUACUUAGCUAACACGUGUUUGACAAACAAGGCGUCUAUCGCCCUCAUGUAUACAAGCCCUUAGAAGAAUUAAUUUGAAUAAUUAUCUAUUGUAGCAGUCCCGCUUUUCAUGCUUAAACACGAAGUGAGCUCUUUUGCCGAUACUUACACAAUUUUUACCUACAUUAGAUACUCUAUUCCCUGUGAAAAUAGCUGUUGUUUAAUGAUCACCUGUAACUAAAUGUUACAGGUAACUUAAUGUUAAAACUUUAAGUUCAUUUUGUAUCAUCGUAUCAGUUUGAACAUUUUGCCAUAAAACUUUCUAAAAUUAGCGGAAAACUAAAUUUUUAUUUAAUAAAAUAUCAUAAUCCCUGUAUGUAGUUGUAAAAUGAAACUUGACUGGAUGGUUCCUUAACUGCUUAGCCUACAAAUGAUGUAUCUUUUCAUUAUCUUUCCUUACUAAAUGCCAAACUGACGUUUGUUAUUCAAAAGCAAAACCCACUAAAGCCGGGUUUUCCUAGGCGCGGAGUCGGCGAGCGGAGAGAGGAACGCGGAUAGCGGACUCCACUUGUCUUAGGCAAUUUAAUGUUACUGUUUUCCUAGAAGCGGAGCGGAAUGCCAUGUUAAUUUCAAUUCCGCUCUCCGCGCCUAGGAAAACCCAGCUUUAGCAAGUAAACUUUAAAUCAUCUUCAAUCAUCGAUAUCCUUCCUUACAUUAAAGAAGCUAUUAGGCUCAGAGUGAUUAUAUACCUCCCUAAUUCCAGUCCGUUAUUCAUUUAGAGAAAGAGUAAGCUACCAUCCCAGUUUCAUUGUACAAAUACCCUUAGACGUCCAUGUACAAAAACACGAUUUAAGUUUUGAAAACAGUAAGUUAACGGCAUAAAAUUAUAAUCCAUUUAGGAUGUAAAAUCGUAAGUUAUUGUCUUAAUGAAUCGAUAAUGUAGUUUGUAAUCCUUACAGGUUUUAAGCCUGUUUUUAUAUUAUUCUAGAAUUGUGUUACAACAUUCUGUGUAAUAUCUUUGACUUUUUAUACUGCAGAUAAUAUAUGGAACUUAUCACAGAGUAUGUGUCAUUACAGUUCUGUUUUAUCUGUUGCUUUCUCAUACUAUAAUAGUUUAUGAGGACACAAAAGAUCCUCCAGUUUAACAUAAAUUUCCAUUUUUACUUUGGCAUGAAUUAGUGAUGUGUGGUCGCAAUUUUCAUCAGCUCGGUUUAUUUUUUAUUAGUUGUCGGUUUACGGUUAUUUUUGUUUACAAUAAAGUUACUACCCACGUUUUAGCCCUAGGUACUAAUAAUAUUUUUCUUUGUGUAAGGUUUAUUGUUAACAGUAGGAUUUUUGUUUAAAAGAUUAUUGCAGGUAAAAUCUUUUCUCUUAUAAAUGAUGGAAAAUGUAUGUAUUUAAUAGGCUACCUUAAACAAUACGAAUUUGUUUUAUUCCUUACACUUUUAUUCGCAUCACUCGUAAUGUCAUGAGUAGAUAAUUCAUGAUUGCUGCACUAUCCUGAAGAUUGAACAUCUACUGCAAUUGUGGAGACAUCAUUGUCAUCGUUUCCUACGAUCAUAGUAAAACUGUUGCAUCAAAAUUCACAACCAAAAACUGAAACCAACAUUUUCCAUUGAUUCUUGGUUUUGGUUUUCUUUGCUGAAAACCGGUAAAACUAACAAUUGAUUUUAUGAACCGACCCGUGUCUAUAAUGAAUGAAAAGUAGUUGUGUAAGAAUAAAUAGUAUUUCACUGUGGCGAACUGUGUCAAAGGUUCAGUUAUUGAACUAAUUUCUCUUUUAUUCCAAAAUUGGCCACAACUUAUUGCAGAAUUUAAUAUCUAAAGGUUGGUGUAUCUAAAGUCAAAGGUAAUAUGACUAUCAAUAUUAAGCUUUUUUAUGUUUAUUUGUAGCUAUAUAUAAAUAUCGUUUUUGGUAAAGGUGGCUUUAGUCCAAGGUUUUUAAGAAUGUUGUAAUUGAUAGGUUUAAUGGCAGGCUUACUACCAAAUAUAUAUGGAAAUGCACAACUAAACGCAAAAACACAUGGACUUUUCAGAGCUACUAUCUCCUUCUUUGGUAGUUGAGUCUUUGUUCUACUGCUGAAGACACUUCCAAUGGAAGAAGAAGACUCUAAUGGAAGAACAUAGAAAGACUACUACUAAAGACAGAGCUAGUAGCUACAAAAAGGCUACCUAUGUGUUAUGUGUUUAUUUGUGCAAUUACAUCUAUUUUCUAGGGAUAAAUAAUAAAAUAAAAAUAAAUAAAUAAAAACGUCUUUAUUAGCCAGCGUUUCUCUGAUACAUGUCAGUUUUUCAGAACAACUUUUGUCAUUAACCUAUUGCACUUACAACUAAACAUUCAUAUCUUUUAAAAACUUUUUAAUCUUAAUCUUAAAGGUA